Molecule: messenger RNA, 401 nt
Organism: Homalodisca vitripennis (glassy-winged sharpshooter)
Lineage: Eukaryota; Metazoa; Arthropoda; Insecta; Hemiptera; Cicadellidae
Product: matrix metalloproteinase-2-like
Biological process (GO): proteolysis; extracellular matrix organization; collagen catabolic process
Cellular component (GO): extracellular matrix
Molecular function (GO): metalloendopeptidase activity; zinc ion binding
Source: RefSeq, a predicted model, not a curated record
GUAUCAAAAACAGAUGGGCAAAGAUUCCCACGUACAACCCUGGGUAUGGAAGACCACCUUGGCAGCCUCCUUACAGACCGUCAGCCAGGCCAACGACCACAACCACUACCACCACCACCACCAACGACCACCACUCAUCGUCCAUACCACCGGCAUCACCACCACCCCACGACUCCUCCACAUCCCAGUAAGCCUGACACUUGCGAUACCAACUUUGACGCUGUCUCUGUCAUCAGGAGGGAAACGAUCUUCUUCAAAGGCCAGUACAUGUGGAGACUUUCAGAGAAAGGCGGAGUAUUGGAAGGAUAUCCCGCACUAAUCGUUUACCUCUGGAAAGAUCUUCCAAAGAAUCUCACACGCGUCGACGCUGUCUACGAACGACUUGACAAGAAAAUCGUCUU